This is a messenger RNA of Perkinsus marinus ATCC 50983, 759 nucleotides long. Its product is annotated as Thioredoxin domain-containing protein, putative. Gene Ontology annotation, biological process: protein folding. The transcript is spliced from 4 exons. Lineage: Eukaryota; Perkinsozoa; Perkinsida; Perkinsidae. The coding region runs from base 1 to 759 and encodes 252 amino acids. The record is from RefSeq and is a predicted model, not a curated record. Gene Ontology annotation, cellular component: cytoplasm.
AUGGCUUUGGUACCAGGAACGACUGAGUGGGAGGAUAUUCAUGUGCGUCUGGGCAACUUCGCCCCCCGACCGCUGGACCCGAGCGGGAAUGAUAUCCAACAAACUGUGGACGAAUGUGCUGAUGAUGAAUUAGAGAAAAUCAGAGCAAAGCGCUUGGAAGAGUUGAAACGGAAUGCGGUGAAGGAAAGAGAGGUCGAUACUGGUGGUAAGAUAAAGGAUAUAGCCCGACAGGAGUUCGUUACAGAAGUUAAUGAGAGUUCUAAAAUGUCUGUAGUGGUGGUACACUUGGCUAACCUUCAUGAUGCUAUGUCCCGGAGACUUGAUGAGUCCCUCUCAUUCUUGGCUAAGACCAGGAGGACGGUAAAGUUCGUCCGAGGCUUCUACCAAGAUUUGAUAAUCGGCUUCCCGGCUCUGCGGCUGCCAGCGGUUGUUGUUUAUUUUGAUGGAAAAUGUGUAAAACAAUUGAUCGGUAAAGAAGUGUGGACGAAACGAAUUAUCGUUAGCCCAACUCUGGUAUGGGAGGCGUUAGGGAUUAAUAAGAUUGAUCAAGAUGAGCAAGAAAACGACUCUUAUAGUGAUGCUUCUGAUGAUGAACGGACUCGAUUCACAAGGAGGGUUCGAAAGGAUGUCGGACGGGAAAUCACCGAAAGACUAGACCGUCGAGAGCAAUCAUCCAGAGUAGAUGAUGAUAAGUCUGAUGAUGAUGAGAACGAGAAGGAGUAUGCCAAUUUGACCUUACAGAAUGCUUUCCGUGCUUAG